CAACAUGGUAACAGAGGGGGAACCCACAGACUUGGUCAAAGUGCUGCACCUUCUGGUGCUGUCUUUCACCUGCAUGCAGGUCUGGGUCUCCUUCAUUGGAGGUUUUGCCCUGAUUUGGCAGGUAACUCUGCACACCUUUGGCCUUGUGCAGAGUAAACUCUUCCCUGUAUACUUCUACUGCCUGCUAGGGAGCAACUUCAUCAGCCUGGCUAUUUAUGCUGUGUACCACCCUCGAGAGCUUCUUGACACCCGUGAAAGCAUACAGAUGGGUCUGUACUUUGUGGCAUUGAUAGUGGCUGGCCUGAACACUCAGUGGUUUGGCCCAGUGACCACUGAGGUGAUGUUCCAGAUGAGGGAGGUGGAGAAGGAGCACGGUUUAGGGAAUGAGAUUGGUCUGGGGAGCCAAAAAGAGGCUUACACAAAGCUCAAGGAACAAGACCCGAAGUACAGAGGCUACAAGAGCACGUUUGGCCGUUAUCAUGGAUUGUCCAGCCUCUGCAACCUGAUAGGCCUCAUCUGCACCACAGUCAAUUUAAUCUACACUGCUCUGAAUUUGUCUACUGUUUAGAUAUGAUUACACAUCAGGAUAAGUCAGUGUCAGUUAAUAAAAAGUGUAAUACUCUAAGAUCAAAAUACAUUGACUUCUGUUGCAUUUUAAAUCCCAAUAAGUUACAAGUGUCCUUUGAGUGGGUGUCUCAAGACUGCGUAUGUUUACAUGCACAUGAUGUAAAGACCCUUAAUCCAUGUGGAUACUUUAAAAAUGAGCAUUAGAUAUUUAGAUAUGCCAAAAUCAUUCCAGUUUUAUGAGGAUUGUUUGGAAUUUCAUUUAGGAUUUUUAUUGCAGGUUGUAAAACAUGGUGUGUAUUGACAGUCAACUGAGACAGCAAUGACAAUCCUCUCUGGUAGAGCUACAUUUUACAAAAAGGAAAAGGAAAGAAACACAGCAUAUUUUAAAUAUUUUUGGGGGGAUGUUAGCCAAUAUCAGCCACCAGUGGGAAAAGUUUAAAUUAAAACAUUUGAGAAUUAGGUUGAAAACUAAAUAUUUUAGACAUGUAAAUGUUAGUCAUUCAUUAAUUAAUUUCCAUUUCAUUUGUACCUAAAUACAUGUUUUUUGAGCAUUUCUAGACAUUUUUUUUUUGUGUUAUAUAUUUGUUUUUAUUGUACCUGGUAGAAACUGAAUUUCUAUGGUCCCAUGUGGGUAAUUUGCUCAUAUUACCAACAGAUGGCAAUGUGUGGACACAGACAUUCAGGGAAAAUUUGUAUUUCCAUUGCUCAGCACAAUACACUGCAUUAAUUCCAACUGUUCUCACAAAUUGUGUGUUUGAAAUUUGUCAACACUGGUUGGAAUGUUAAGUACUGUUCUGUUCAGUGUACCCACUGAAAACUUUCUUUCUGUUUGUCUUCCUAUAAUAAAUACAAAUUUUGUUCAUAUCAGUCAAAUAGACCCUUAUUUACUGGACUGUUUUGGAAGGAAACAGUGAUGAGUGAACACAGAUGCAGCAGACAGUGCCAGGAUUUGGAAUCGGCAGGUUUUGAUUAAAUUACAAUGGACGCACAUCAGAUUUUAAGAAUAUGCAGCCUUGAAUGCAGAAGGGAAAAAACAGUACUUUGCUGGCCAGAUUUGGAGUGAAGGAAGUGCAGUCCCUUUUACAUCUACACUAUCAAUACUAAUGACACUUAAUGGAGUCAUUUCUAUUUGGAAAACAAAUUGGAUUGAAAGUAAAGGGAUAAAGUUUUAUAACUGGAGUUCAUUAUUACCUUCUUAUGCUAUUUACUCCUAAGCAGAGAUCAAGAAUCCUGUUAUAGUUUUAGGGUUUCAAAUAAAGAGACAGCACAUGCUUAAUACAGUUUGUUAGUAUUGUGACAGUGUGCCAUUUUAACAGUUUAAAGAUCAAGUGGUGAGUGAAGAACAUGCAUGUUUUUAACUGCUCUGUCUGGUUGUCUGUUUCUCUGGCAUAGGGAAAUAAACCUUGUUAACCAAGGUUUAUCUACUCAUCUUUUCAUAGCAUGACUUACCAAUAGCAUGAAAACUUUUUACUGGAAUAUUUAUUUCCUCCAUGCUGAAAUGAAACAUUUUAGAGCAUUUACUUGAAAAAAAACUUGAAAGCUUCUCAUGUAAAUCGUGUGUAUGAGGCAAAUACCCUCUUCAAAAUUCCUCAGUCAUGGGUGUGCAAAG
This is a messenger RNA of Sphaeramia orbicularis (orbiculate cardinalfish), 2176 nucleotides long. RefSeq names its product transmembrane protein 205 (gene tmem205). The record is from RefSeq and is a predicted model, not a curated record. Lineage: Eukaryota; Metazoa; Chordata; Actinopteri; Kurtiformes; Apogonidae.